Messenger RNA from Musa acuminata AAA Group (dessert banana), 1038 nucleotides. RefSeq names its product glutathione S-transferase U17-like. The record is from RefSeq and is a predicted model, not a curated record. Gene Ontology annotation, biological process: glutathione metabolic process. Gene Ontology annotation, cellular component: cytoplasm. Lineage: Eukaryota; Viridiplantae; Streptophyta; Magnoliopsida; Zingiberales; Musaceae. The transcript has 2 exons. Gene Ontology annotation, molecular function: glutathione transferase activity. Bases 33 to 758 code for a protein of 241 amino acids.
AGAAGCAUCACCCCUUAUCCUAGAAACGAAGCAUGGGCGUUGGUUGCCUCUCAUACCGAAGAAGGGAGAAGAAGAAGAAGGCAAUGGCAGCGGCGGCAGGAGAAGUGAGGCUGAUCGGGGCGUGGCCGAGCCCGUUCGUGCUGCGCCCGAGGGUCGCCCUCAACCUGAAGGGGGUGGAGUACGAGUUCCUGCAGGAGAAGUUCGGGGAGAAGAGCGAGCUGCUUCUCAGAUCCAACCCUGUGUACAAGAAGAUCCCCGUCCUCCUCCACCAUGACAAGCCCGUCUGCGAGUCGAUGAUCAUCGUGGAGUACGUCGACAGGGUCUGGGCUAAUUCCGGCCAGGCCAUCUUGCCUGCCGACCCCUACGAGCGCGCCCUCCACCGCUUCUGGUCCGUCUACAUCGACGACAAGUGGUUCCCGUCAAUAUUCGGCAUCGGAAAGGCUGAAACAGAGGAGGCCAAGGCCGAAUCCGCAGAGCAAGCGUGGGCCGGGCUGAAGCUGCUCGAGGAGGCGUUUGAGAAGCUGAGCAAGGGCAAAGCCUUCUUCGGCGGGGACACCAUCGGUUACGUCGACAUCGCUCUCGGUGCCUACCUGGGAUGGGCGAAUGUGAUCGAGCAGAUGACCGGCCUCAAGUUGUUCGACGAGGAGAAGACACCUCUGCUCGCGGUUUGGGCGGAGAGGUUCUGCGCCCACGAGGCCGUGAAGGAGGUGAUGCCGGAGACGGAGAAGCUGCUGGAGAUCGCCAAGAUGCGUCAGUAGAAAUAGGAGUCUCCCGCAAAUUAAAGACGAGGAAUGUAUUGAGAAUUGAUUCAGAGUAAUUGAGGCCGUGAAGGAGUGCAUGCUUGUUUUAAGUAGUGACACAUGAUCUUAUAAGUAGUGACACAUGAUCUUAUAGGAUAGUUUUUGUACCUAAUUCAAUCAUAUUUUAUAAAUAGAAUUAUAAUUCAUAAAGCAUGAAAAAUAUGUGUACUUGAUAAUAUCUUAUUAGUGUUUUAUGUCUUACCUUUUGUUUAAAUAUUAUAUCAAUUUUUUUGAUUGA